AUGAGCAGUUUCGCGACCCAGUUCCACCACGAGACCACCCCCCCACCAAAACCGAAACCCACCGGCUGCUCGUCACCUGUAUUGCUUUCCUUGCAGCUGUUUGGAACAAUAGUCUGGAUUUUGGUAGCUGCCACUCAAGUUCCACUGCCACUGCUGCAGGGAUGGGUGAUGUUUGUAGCAGUGACCGCGUGGUUCCUGUCCAUUGUGUUCCUCUGUGUGUUCCUCUUCAGUUACGCAAAUAGGAUUGCCAUCAACUGGAACCAGACAGAUUUCCUUUUCCAUGGGGCUACUUUUAUCUUUUAUUUUGGAGCCUUUCUACUGCAAGCAGCAACUACAUCUCUGCAUCAUUUACCUCGUAAAUUUAAUUCCACUACACAAGAGAAGCUUCUAUCUGAUCAUGAAUAUAACAUAAGCAUAGCAGCCUCGAUUUUUGCCUUUGCAACAGCUGUUUGUUAUGGUUGCAGCACGGCGCUGGCAUUAAGGAGAUGGAAGCUAUAGCAGUUGAAGAGAGGUUAAUGCUCGAGUGUUCCACUUCAGAUCAAACUAAAUGCCACUUGUCUUUUUGGAAUUACAUUACAGUAAAAUAUACCUUUUUUGCUUAAAAUCUGUUUUAAAGUGCUGAAAUGCAAAUAACCCCUUAUCAGGAUUUUCUUAACUGAAAACAAGUUUCCAUCUCUUCCUUUUCUAGUUUUUAUUUUUAUUAUAUACUAAUCAGAAGCAUUACUGUAUUCAUUGUACGGUGGUAUACAGUUCAGUGAUAAAUAGAUGUGUCAUCAGGAGAUAACUGAAUUCUGGUGCUAAACCAGAAGAGGAAGAAAAUGGAAAUGAAACAAACGUUACCUGUGUAGGCAGCUAAAAAGCUUCCCCUUGUUAAGUCCUGUGAUUGGGCCUUAGGUGUUUAGCGGGCUUGUAAUGAGUUCCACACAGCUAUAGCCUUGAGGCUCCCUAUAGAGUUGUGGGACUUUGGUAUGCUGCUUCUUGCAUGAUCAGAGCCCAAGCUGACUUUGUGAUAUCACCACAGUAUAUAUUAUUUUUAAAUUUGAGGUAAUGAGGAAAAUUUUAAAAUAUACGUCCGGUGCAAUCUUUUGAUAUUCUUUUACAACCACAUCCAGCUUUGGUGAUCUAGUCCUUCAGGCUUACUGUGUUCCUUAGUAGAUGGAGACUGUCUGGGACUGUCAGUCAGUAGUUCCUUAGUUUCAUGGGUUUAGCUUCAUCAAAUCUAUUUAUACUGCAAAACAGAACAGUGCAUUUGUGCUGUGUGUGUAUAUAUGUGGUAUAUUUUUGUUUAACAGGAAUAUUUGCACUGUUUUCCUUUGUUGGAGUAUGGUUUUGUUUUUGUUAUUUCAAGUGCUGCAUUUAUUACUUAUAUUAUGUGAGUCAAUAUCAUUUGAAUGGAAUAUUACCAAAUGGUGAAUAAUGUCUGACCUCAGUUCUUGCAGUGUGUUAUUUGUUGCAUCCUAAAUCUGCAGUGUUGUAAAGGUGUUUUUAUUUGGGCAUGUCCUUAUGCCUAUGCAACAUCUUGCUGAAAGCAAUGGAAUGGUCCACCCUCUGUGGAGUUGCUUUUGGCAGCGAUGAACUUUAAUCGGGCCUGCUUUGAAUAUUCCAGAUGUAUAAUGACAUACAAUAUUAUGAAUGCAAAAUUAACUUAACAAAACUAAAACAUGGUAUUACAUUCUAUUCCCUAAUAUGCAUCCCUUUUGGCAGAUAAUGAAAGUUUUUAAUAAAAAAGCUAGUAAAUAAUUCUAGCUUUUGUGAAAAGUGCCAAAUUGAUAAUCUUGGAGAAAAGAAAGACUCCCUGUCGUUUGUAGAACAACUUCCUCACCACAUCCUGCCAGAGCACUUGAAAAAUCUGCAGACACCAGUUGUGGUUGGGAAAGGAAAGACAGGACUUUCCUCAUUCCCUGGCCUACUCAUUCACAGUGAACCAACAAGGGUGUCUGCUAUGAAGGUUACUUUGUCCAAUUUGUCAUGUACAAGGAUCUUUGAGAGCCAGCCACCCUCGGUAGCGUCCUUCAGUCCUGGCUGACCCAGGACAGGUUCCUAUCGAUGGCACAACAGUGAGUGUCAGCCCCUCUGACUACUGGAACCACUCAGUCCUACUGAAUUAUUGCAGUGAGAUGUUUUCAUAUGCCUUGUUUUCUGGAAUUUUUUUUUAUCUUCCAGGGAUUUUGUACUCUGCCUGGAUUUUUUUCUAAUCAUGCAUUUGCAUUGAAAACUUGUGUUGUGAAUGUUUUAUCUAGAGCCAUAUACUUCAAAAAAUACUUCAUGUUGUAUAAAAUACAUCUACACUGGAGUAUAUGAAUGAACGUGUAUAAUGAGGACCUACGCUGAACAGCAUUAAAGUUACUUAAUAUUAUAUGUA
Molecule: messenger RNA, 2362 nt
Organism: Struthio camelus australis
Lineage: Eukaryota; Metazoa; Chordata; Aves; Struthioniformes; Struthionidae
Source: RefSeq, a predicted model, not a curated record